GGCAAAAGAUACUAGCUAAACCUGCUAUUUUGGUGGAUACAUUAUCAAUGGUUAACCGGUUACAAGUGGACGCUAGUAUAUAAUGCACACACUUGCUUUGGCGUCUUGGAGGGUACUGGUGCCAGUGGUUCGGAAUAUAAAAUACGUGAUUCCAUUAUACCGCAGUAUGGCAGGAACAGCUAAAAUCAACUUCGACACGAGACAUCUGAAGAAAGGCGAUCCCUUGCCCCCAUACAAUGGAAAACUUCGCAUCUACAACAUGCGCUACUGCCCGUACGCACAGCGCACGAUUCUCGUCCUCAACGCGAAGCAGAUCGACUAUGAAGUCGUCAACAUCGACCUGGUCGAGAAACCGGAGUGGCUCACCAGCAAAAGCCUAUUUGGUAAGGUGCCCGCCAUCGAAAUCGCAGAUGGCGUUUGCAUCGCAGAGAGCCUGGUCACGUCCGAGUAUUUAGACGAAGUGUACCCACAGCGGCCGUUGCUGCCCAGGGAUCCGUUAAAGAAGGCGCUUGCUAAAAUCAUCGUGGAAGGUUCGGGACCAAUACAAACAAUGCUAUUCAAAAUCCUACGCACCCCAGACCAAGUCACCGAUGAACACAUAGCAGCAUACAGGAAGUACUUGAGCUACAUCCAGGAUGAGUUGAAGAAGAGCGGAACCAAGUUCCUGGGAGGGGCGGAACCUGGGUUCGUGGAUUACAUGAUCUGGCCCUGGUUCGAGAGGAUGGUGCCGAUAUCAGAGCUGUACGACGCCGUGAAAAUAGAUGAGACUGAAUAUAAAUUACUUUUGGAAUACAUAAACAACAUGUUCAAAGACCCAGCUGUGAGCCAGUACGUCGUGCCGAAAGACAUUCUAUUUAAAUUUAUGGAGCCCUACAGAACCGGAGGAAGAUCUAACUAUGAUCUCCUUACUAAGGAGUAAUGUUACGUAUGAACUGGUAUGAAAUAAAAUAUAUGGAAUAAGA
Molecule: messenger RNA, 962 nt
Organism: Leguminivora glycinivorella
Lineage: Eukaryota; Metazoa; Arthropoda; Insecta; Lepidoptera; Tortricidae
Gene: GSTo2
Product: pyrimidodiazepine synthase-like
Exons: 5
Coding region: 83-919 (278 amino acids)
Biological process (GO): glutathione metabolic process
Cellular component (GO): cytoplasm
Molecular function (GO): glutathione transferase activity; glutathione dehydrogenase (ascorbate) activity
Source: RefSeq, a predicted model, not a curated record